Messenger RNA from Cajanus cajan (pigeon pea), 2344 nucleotides. RefSeq names its product Auxin efflux carrier family protein (gene PIN6). Gene Ontology annotation, cellular component: plasma membrane; endoplasmic reticulum. NCBI's taxonomy places the organism in Eukaryota, Viridiplantae, Streptophyta, Magnoliopsida, Fabales, Fabaceae. Gene Ontology annotation, molecular function: auxin efflux transmembrane transporter activity. The record is from RefSeq and is a predicted model, not a curated record. Gene Ontology annotation, biological process: auxin export across the plasma membrane; auxin polar transport.
CACAAUACCUUGCAAGUAAAUUAGCCUUUCAGCAAAGGGCAAAUCGGUCCAUAAUGGCCCUAUAAAUUAAAAACCCUCUGGGUCCAAUUCUCCCUCACUCACACCAAAACAUAAUAAUAAGAAGAACCAACAACAAUACGAUGAUUACAGGGGACGAUUUGUACAAGGUGAUGUGCGCCAUGGUGCCGCUAUAUUUCGCAAUGUUGGUGGCUUAUGUUUCGGUGAAAUGGUGCAAGAUGUUCAGCCCCGACCAAUGUUCCGGAAUCAACAGAUUCGUGGCAGUGUUCGCUGUUCCGGUGCUUUCCUUCCACUUCAUUUCGCUCAACAACCCAUACCAAAUGGACGCAAAGUUCAUCAUAGCGGACACGCUCUCCAAGAUCAUCGUGCUUCUCUUGCUCUCGCUUUGGACCCUCUUCUUCGCCAAAGGCUCCUUGGAGUGGCUCAUCACUCUCUUCUCACUCGCCACCUUGCCUAACACACUCGUCAUGGGUAUCCCCCUCCUCCAAGCCAUGUACGGCGACUUCACCCAAUCCCUCAUGGUGCAACUCCUAGUCCUUCAAUGCAUCAUAUGGUAUACUCUACUACUGUUCCUGUUCGAGUACAGAGCGGCGACCCUUUUGAUCGAGAGGCAGUUCCCGGGGCAAGCGGCGGCGUCCAUAACGAAAAUCGAGGUGGACGGCGACGUCAUAUCGCUCGACGGCCACGACAUGCCGCUGCGGACGGAGUCCGAGACCGACGACCACGGCCGGAUUCGGGUGCGGAUCCGCCGCUCCAUUUCGUCGGCGCCGGAGACCAACUCCUCCGUCGGCAACACCGCCGUCACUCCGAGGCCCUCCAACCUCUCCAACGCCGACAUAUUCUCGAUCAACACGCCGCUGCACCUCCACGACGGCGACCUCCCCGCCGCCGCCAGCCCCCACCUCUCCGGCUACGCCUCCUCCGACGCCUACUCGCUGCAGCCCACGCCGCGCGCCUCCAACUUCAACGAGAUGGAGGCCGGCACCCCCGUCUGGGGGAGGUCGCCGGUCGUCGCCGGGAGAGUCUGCCGGCAGUCGUCUCCGGCGGCGAGGGUGGUCUGGGAGUCGCCGGGAAAAUGCCUUGGAGAAGAGAGACAAGGUUGCAAAGAUAUUACUAUGUCAGAUAAAGAAAUCAGCUUCAGAGACAGCACCAAAGUCUCAAUGCCAGGAGAAGCUACAGGCCCCAAAGACGCAGUUGCUAAUAACCAAAAAAUGCCACAUGCCUUUGUCAUGAUGAGGCUUAUACUCGUCGUAGUGGGGAGAAAACUUUCUCGAAACCCUAAUACAUAUUCUAGUGUAUUAGGACUUCUUUGGUCUCUAAUCUCUUUCAAAUGGAAUAUGGAAAUGCCUAGUCUUGUCAAAUCAUCCGUCAAAAUCAUCUCCGAUGCGGGCCUUGGGAUGGCCAUGUUUAGCUUAGGGCUUUUCAUGGCCCUUCAGCCUCGUAUCAUAGCCUGCGGUACCAAAAGGGCUGUGAUAGGCAUGGCCAUUCGCUUCCUUUGUGGCCCUCUUGUAAUGUCUGCCACCUCCAUUGCAAUUGGAUUAAGACAAGACAGACUACACACUGCCAUUGUACAGGCUGCUCUUCCUCAGGGGAUAGUGCCAUUUGUAUUUGCAAGGGAAUAUGGACUGCACCCUGAUAUUUUGAGCACAGGGGUUAUCUUUGGCAUGUUAGUUUCCUUACCGAUAACUCUCCUAUAUUACAUAUUUCUUGGCUUGUGAAGGGCGAGAAAAAAGCUACAACCUCAGUGCAUUGAAGAAAAAGUAUGAUCCAAAGUUUGAAACUAUAAUAACCCUGCUAGACUAGGUGGGGUAAUAUUAUAUAUAUAUCGGAAAGCUUCUAUGUUUCCUCAUAAUUCUGUCAGAACCGACCACCAUUAUAUAUGAAGGCUUUCGAUUAUUGUAGACACUACCUGCGGAGAAGGUUGACUUUGGUAAGGGAAAACUUUUUCAAAAGCCACAAGUGUCAUGGUUGUACGUAAUAGAGGGGUGUGACAGAGAUGACACAUAGUAGUAGCUAGGAUUUAUAGUUCUCAACAUGGCCUGCUACAUAGAUUAGUGGUAGCCGAAAGGGAAAUAAAUAUUAUCAUGACCAAUUAUUAAGGUAGGAAACUUGCUUUCUUGUUGGAGGUUGGAAAAGCUUGAGGGAACAAAUGUUGACCCCUCCUCCCCCCAUGAAAAAGUUGGAAGGUGACACUUAGCCAGAUUUAUGGCCCUCUGAGGUGAUUUAUCUUUUUGUCUUCAAUAUAUCAAACCAAUGAGAAUAUAGUAAUUGAUUGUACGUGAAACAGAUGCCUCAUCGCUAUAGAAUUUGAAAACUGAAAAGCAGA